Messenger RNA from Phalaenopsis equestris, 918 nucleotides. Its product is annotated as dof zinc finger protein DOF4.6-like. Gene Ontology annotation, biological process: regulation of DNA-templated transcription. NCBI's taxonomy places the organism in Eukaryota, Viridiplantae, Streptophyta, Magnoliopsida, Asparagales, Orchidaceae. Bases 130 to 798 code for a protein of 222 amino acids. The transcript has 2 exons. The record is from RefSeq and is a predicted model, not a curated record. Gene Ontology annotation, molecular function: DNA binding; DNA-binding transcription factor activity.
UUCCAUUCAGCUUCUCUUUCAGUUCAACGAUACCCUUUUUCCUCUUCUGAAACCUAACCCUAAACCUCUUUCGGUUCUCCGAUCCAACGCUCGCAAGAAGAAUUUAAACCAGAUCCGAUUUCCUGCUGCAUGGACUCAGCUCAGUGCCCACAGGAAGUGGUUAUAGCCGAGAUGGCGGCUGUUAGGGUUCCAGCGAUCUCGGAGAGAAGAAUUCGUAGAAGGAAUGAUCAGAAACAGCUGAACUGCCCUCGCUGCCAAUCAAAUAAUACUAAAUUUUGUUACUAUAACAACUACAGCCUCAUGCAGCCACGUUACUUCUGUAAGGCUUGCCGUCGGUAUUGGACGGAAGGUGGGUCCCUCCGCAACAUUCCCGUCGGAGGAGGUUCACGGAAAAACAAACGGUCCGUUACUAUAACGUCAUCAUCCAUCCCUUCUUCUUCUUCUUCUUCUUCUUUCAUGCAAAACCCUAAGUUCAGUAUUGCUCAAGUACGAGAUUUGAACCAAGUUGGAAGAUUUGGGCUAUCGGAGCUGGAGAUUUUGAGGGGUGGAGGGUUGGAGGGGGGAGAGAUGGUGGGAAAUAAUUUCAUGCAUAAGGUUGUAGGGUUACAGGAGUUUAGGGGGCGUGGGUUAGGGUUUCAGGUUGGUGCAGGUGGAGGAGCUGGAGAUCAUGAUGAAGAAAGGUUGUUGUUUGGUUCAAGUGCUCCUCGAGGUGUGGUUUUUGAGCAGGGCAGAGGGGAAGGAGGAGAUACGCGGCAGUUUUGGAAUGAGAUGGUGGGUAAUGGAGGUAAUAAUUGGUAGAGAGAGAUAAAGGAUAAAAGAAAAGGAGGAGGAAGAAGAAGAAGAAGAAGUGGUAUUGGUUACUUAAAAAUUAGGGUUUCCGUUUAAUCAUGCUGUUUUUAUAGAGAUUUCUUAGCAUAU